GGAAGGCGGAAGUCGUGUGUGCCAGGAAGUUGGUGUGGCGGGAUACGCGGCUGGCAAAAUGAAGGUGAAAAUGUUGAGCCGGAACCCGGACCAUUAUGUCCGAGAAACCAAGUUGGACUUGCAGAGAGUUCCAAGAAACUAUGAUCCUGCGUUGCAUCCUUUUGAAGUUCCACGAGAAUAUACAAGAGCUCUAAAUGCUGUCAAACUGGAACGAGUAUUUGCAAAACCAUUUCUUGCUUCCCUGGAUGGCCAUAGAGAUGGAGUAAAUUGCAUGGCAAAACAUCCAAAGAGCUUGUCUACUGUGCUUUCUGGAGCCUGUGAUGGAGAGGUUAGAAUUUGGAACUUGACUAAACGAGAAUGCAUCCGUACUUUGCAAGCACAUGAAGGUUUUGUACGAGGAAUAUGUACCCAUUUCUCUGGAACUUCUUUCUUUACGGUUGGUGAUGACAAGACUGUGAAGCAGUGGAAAAUGAAUGGACCAGAAUAUGGAGAAGAAGAAGAGCCUUUACAUACAAUAUUAGGAAAGACUGUAUACACAGGAAUUGAUCAUCAUUGGAAAAAAGAUGUUUUUGCUACAUGUGGGCAACAGGUGGACAUCUGGGAUGAACAAAGAACCAGUCCUAUUUGUUCAAUGACUUGGGGUCUUGACAGUAUAAGCAGUGUUAAAUUUAACCCAAUUGAGACUAAUAUCUUGGGAAGUUGUGCUUCUGACAGAAAUAUAGUGCUAUAUGAUAUGAGGCAAGCCACUCCUUUGAAGAAGGUCAUCUUGGAUAUGAGGACAAACACACUUUGUUGGAACCCGAUGGAAGCUUUCAUUUUCACUGCAGCAAAUGAAGAUUUUAACUUAUAUACAUUUGAUAUGCGUUCCCUUGAUGAACCUGUGACAGUACAUAUGGAUCACGUAUCUGCAGUCCUUGAUGUGGAUUACUCACCUACUGGGAAAGAAUUUGUGUCUGCUAGUUUUGACAAAUCCAUUCGAAUCUUUCCUGUAGACAAAAUUCAUAGCAGAGAAGUAUAUCACACAAAGAGAAUGCAGCACGUUAUAUCUGUGAAAUGGACAUCUGACAACAAAUACAUUUUGUGUGGAUCUGAUGAAAUGAACAUUCGACUCUGGAAAGCCAAUGCUUCUGAAAAAUUGGGUGUGCUUACAUCACGAGAAAAGGCAGCUUUAGAUUAUAACCAGAAGUUGAAGGAGAAGUUUAAAUACCAUCCUCAGAUAAGUCGCAUAUCUCGCCAUCGUCAUUUACCUAAGACCAUCUAUAGCCAAAUUAAGGAACACCGCAUCAUGAAGGAAGCUCGUCAGAGGAAGGAAAUGAAUCGUAUCAAACAUAGCAAACCUGGAUCUAUACCGCUUUUGCCAGAGAAGAAGAAACACAUAGUAGCUGUUGUGAAAUAAUAUUUGAGAGUUCUACUAAUUUUUGAGACUCACAUAACCUUGGAGCUGAAAGAGACUUUAACAAUCACCGCACCCAAUGUACUUAUGUUAUACAUGGGGAAAUUGGGGCCUACAGAGGUGUGAAGUGACUUGUCCAGGCCAUACAGUGGCAGAACCAAGACCAGAACCCAGUUCUUCGGAAUCCCAGUCCACUGCUUUUUCUACUAUAUCAAGCCAUCUUAUUCUUACUUCGAUUUGGGAAAGCACCUCUGUAUUUAACUUCUUCUUAUGUAUUUUUUGGUGUGUUUUCAGAGUUGUCUUAAUUUAAAACUUAAGAUAGAACAUGUCUUUUUCUAAAACCUUUGUACAUUCUUCCAUAAGUUUAUAGAUAAUACGUGCAAUCCUGCAAAACUUAAUAAAUUCUAGUACUGAAAAAUGACUAGCAAAUAUUCAUUUUAUGUACUUACUACCUAAAAGAUAAAAAACAACCAUUAACAUAGAUCUUGACCAACAUCGUGUUAAGGCAUUGGUUUGUUACUUAUUUGCAAGAAAACGUCACCUACCGAGUCACUGGCAUCAUCACCUGCAAUAACUUGUGGUUUCCAUAGUGAUGUCUCACAGUGAAUUGUGCACAACAGAACCUGACUCAUUAAUUAAAGACAUGAGCAAUUUCCUGCAAUUCAAAGCAAUUUCCUAAUUUAGAAUUGGGAGCACAACUUUAAUCAUUUUAGAAUAUAAACUUUAAUGAGCACAACCUGUUGAAAUUCAGUGCCCAAAAAACACCUAACAAGCAAAGUUUUCAGUUAAAAACUAGAACUAUAAUGAUCUAAACUAGACCCUUAAGUGGAUGGAAUAUUGCUUAGGGACUUCUAGUAUUCCUUAGAGGGAAGAAGAAGAAUCCAGAAUGCUGUUCAACAUCAUUUUUUUCCUGUUCUGCUGAACCACUGCUAGCACACUGUUAUGUAAUGGGGCCACAGAGUAAAGCAUUAAUAUCCAACCAAUGGGUGAUUUUGAUCCUUAUUCACUUCUGUUUCUUGAAUGGAGGGUAAAUGAUACCCUGUAUUUUCCCUUAUGUAUUGCUGUCUUUGGGGUGUCACUGCAACAUUAUUUUGAGGAUUAGGUAUGUGUUAGUGAUAGGAAUUAGACCGUUUUGUUAACCAUUUUAUACUAAGGAGACAAAGAAUAAAAUGGAUAGCCAGGAUUAUCAGAAAUCUUAAUAAGGAUAUUGUCUACUUUUUCUUGAGCACUGAAAAUUAUGUUUCAGUCCAUGUGACAUAAAGUGCUUAGUACCUUUGUGUUUUACAUAGAAUUGGUAUUUUAUAAACUUGAUUAAUAAGGUUGGUUGGUUUUAAGAAUAUGGUAAGCACCUGUGGUUUUGUCAGGAUGAAAAUUCUCCUUGGCACAUCAUAACCAAUUUGUAAUAGAAUAGUGAUUCCUAGUUUCUUGGAGAUUAGGCAGUUCAUCAUUUGCUUUAUUUUUAGGAAUCCCAUUGCUCCUGAAGAUGUUGAGUAUCAUUCAUUUUUUUUUAAUUAAUUUAAAAUUUUUAAAAGAAUUUCCAAAUAUCACGUGAUAAUUGAAGCCUCUUGUCAAAAUCAAGUCUAGGGAUCAUUCUAAUAAGUGAAAGCUGAAUAUAAGGAACCAUAAAAUGAUUUGAGAUGAUUCCUUAUGUGUCAAAUGGAUUAAUGUGAAUCUAUAGCUGUAAAACAUGCCACCUUUAACAAAGAUAACAUUACAUGUUCUCAUUUUGUUAGAAACUUUACCAGAUUUAGAAAUGAUACAAGAGAUAGAUCUCUUCGUAUCCACAUUCUGCAUGUGUGAAUUUGAGAUAAAGGGAUUUAUUAUUUAGCAUAACUUUAGAUGUGCUAGAAAAUGUAAAAUAUGAAACCUGUCUUUAGAGAAAGAGGUUUAUUUAGUGGGCCCACCUCUAUUCAGGGGAAGAAACAAGAAUAUGAUGUCAGUAUCUGGUGUGGGUCAGAAAGGGUUCCAAAACCUAGAAAAAACCUAUAACAUAGGGGCAUCUAGGUGGCGCAGUGGAUAGAGCACUGGCCCUGGAGACAGGAGGACCUGAGUUCAAAUCCGGCCUCAGACACUUAACACUUGCUAGCUGUGUGACCUUAGGCAAGUCACUUAACCCCAAUUGCCUCACCAAAAACAAACAAACAGAAAAAACCCUAUAACAUGAGACAAGAUACCCCUAUCCCCAGGAGUGAUCAGGAAUAAGCCUGUGCUAGCCACACCCUGACUCAGCUCAUCCUCCCCAGGAGAACAAGAUCUAGAAAUAACUAUCCUAUUAUUUUGAUGCCUCCAAGUCAUCUAAUCCAAAGGACUAAAUCAAGUUCACUUGGGCUUGCCUUAGAAUAGGUCUGGAAUGGCACAAUAGCACUGGCCCUGGAGUCAUGAGGACCUAAGUUCAAAUCACCUCAAAUACUUACUAGAUGUGUGACCCUGGACAAGCUACUUAACCCAAUUGCCUUAAACAUCCAGAGCCAU
Dromiciops gliroides (monito del monte) is the source of this 3865-nucleotide messenger RNA. It is a transcript of the gene DCAF13, whose product is annotated as DDB1 and CUL4 associated factor 13. Gene Ontology annotation, molecular function: protein binding. The record is from RefSeq and is a predicted model, not a curated record. Gene Ontology annotation, biological process: maturation of SSU-rRNA from tricistronic rRNA transcript (SSU-rRNA, 5.8S rRNA, LSU-rRNA). Gene Ontology annotation, cellular component: nucleolus; small-subunit processome. The transcript is spliced from 12 exons. Bases 59 to 1396 code for a protein of 445 amino acids. NCBI's taxonomy places the organism in Eukaryota, Metazoa, Chordata, Mammalia, Microbiotheria, Microbiotheriidae.